CGCUUUAAAUAUACUUAAUAUUUAAGUCUUAUACCUCUAAUUAGGUGCCAGCACAGGCUACAUAAUUUCAAUGGCUAUCAAUGGCAGCAUAAACAACAUGGUCAAAAAACUAAGAAAUAUUGUUUGUAUUCAGCACAAUUGUUGUGGACAAUCCUUUAAUGUGAUAAAGUGUUGGCAGUGGAACAUAAAACAAUUCAUUAUGUUUCAAUCAAAUAGAACUGUUGAAGACAAAUAUGCUGUACUCAUAUUGAAUCGACCCAUCACACAAAAUCCAGAGUUUAUCAAAAGUUUUUGGAAUAAUGCUUCAGUGAGAAUUACAGUUGAUGGUGGUACUGUUCGUUGGGACACAUUCCUAAAUCAAUUACCAGAAGAUGUACAAAACACUAUCAAACUUCCAGACUUUGUAACAGGAGACUUUGACUCAAUCACAGAAGAUAUAUUGAAUAAAUAUAGAAAGAAAGGAGCUAAGACAAUACGAACUCCAGAUCAAAAUCAUACUGACUUUACGAAAGGAUUAAUAGAAUUGAAUAAAUAUUGCCAAGAAGUAAACAUACAGCUCGACCACAUCGUAGCUAUCUGUCAGAAUUCAGGUAGAAUAGAUCAAAUUCUUGGCAAUAUACAGACAUUGCAUCUUGUUAAAGAAAAGAACUUACUAAAUCCAAACACAAAGGUAUAUAUAUUAUCAGAUGACUCGAUAUCGUGGCUUCUGUCGCCUGGAGACCAUGUCAUCAACAUACCUGAGGAGACGAGGCAACACAGAAAAGCGUGGUGCUCUCUAGUACCAGUUGGAACUCCAUGCGAAAGGAUUACGACUAGUGGACUGAAAUGGAAUUUAGACAAUCAAGAAUUAAAAUUUGGUGAAAUAGUCAGCACAUCAAAUACAUUUGAUGGUUCAGAAUUGGUAAAAAUCAAAUGUAGUCAUCUAAUUUUAUGGUCAAUGAUUAUUCCUAACUUAAUAAGUCAAUAAAAAUGGAUUCUUUAUU
Messenger RNA from Achroia grisella, 983 nucleotides. Its product is annotated as thiamin pyrophosphokinase 1. Gene Ontology annotation, biological process: thiamine metabolic process; thiamine diphosphate biosynthetic process. The coding region runs from base 71 to 967 and encodes 298 amino acids. NCBI's taxonomy places the organism in Eukaryota, Metazoa, Arthropoda, Insecta, Lepidoptera, Pyralidae. Gene Ontology annotation, molecular function: thiamine diphosphokinase activity; ATP binding; thiamine binding. The record is from RefSeq and is a predicted model, not a curated record. The transcript has 7 exons.